Molecule: messenger RNA, 1647 nt
Organism: Acytostelium subglobosum LB1
Lineage: Eukaryota; Evosea; Eumycetozoa; Acytosteliales; Acytosteliaceae
Exons: 2
Coding region: 1-1647 (548 amino acids)
Biological process (GO): positive regulation of transcription elongation by RNA polymerase II; transcription initiation at RNA polymerase II promoter
Cellular component (GO): nucleus; transcription factor TFIIF complex
Molecular function (GO): RNA polymerase II general transcription initiation factor activity; DNA binding; TFIIF-class transcription factor complex binding
Source: RefSeq, a predicted model, not a curated record
AUGAAGAGCUCAAAUGGUGUAUAUUCCAAACAGGAAAACAGUAGUAAUAGUAGUAGUAAUAGUGGCGCAACAGUCUACCCGAUAGUACUUGCAAAGACGACCAAGAGAUGGAAUAUAGCAAAGUUCACAUCAAAAGUGGACAUAUCAUCAUUCAGCAAACCGGUGAGGAUGUUCAAACAUAAGCCAGAUCUGUCAGAGAAUGCCAACAACAACAACGAUGAUAUAAAGACCAACUCUCCAAUGAACACCACCACCACAACUACAACAUCAACUACAUCUACCACUAGUACGACAUCAACUACAUCGACGGCUGCAGGAGCGGCUGGUGCCACUGCACCAAAGAAGAAGAAGUACGAGCCAAGACCUGUCAACCCCAAGACUAUACCAUGGAGGUUGGAGGAUCAGGAGGGUCUACAUCAGUUCCAAGGUAUGAUCGAGGGCAACCAAGCAUCAUGCUACUUCAUCUUCCUGUUUCAGAGUGAUGGCUCCAUCAAGGCUGUACCCUUGGCCGAUUGGUACACCUUCAGAAUGAGGAAGGACGUCGAGACACUAACAAUUGAGGAGGCUGAAGCAUUUAUGAGCAAGAAGUUUAAGGAUAGAGAUGAUUGGGCACCAAAGACUGCAGCAGCAUCUAGAAAGACGGAGGGUGCUGAUGUUAAAGUUAAAGCAGAGGAUGGAGAUGAUAAGGAGGAUAGUGAAUUCCGUAAAGAGAUGUAUGAGGAUAAGGACAAGUUCAAGGCAGUAUUCGGUGGCAACAGGAAAAGGAGAGGUGGCGAUGAUGAUGAGGAGGGUGGUGGUGGCGGCGGUGAUGAUGAUGCUGCCGACUUUGACACCAAGUUUGACGAUGACGAUGAAGCCUAUGAGGAGAACGACAUCAACACGGAGGAGGGUCCUCAGAUCGAGGCCGAGGACGAGGAGAAUGAGAACCUCACCGAGACUGGACGCGAGAUGAAGAACUUGAUCAAGAACAUGGACAAACAGGACAGCAGCGACGAAGAGGAGGUGGCUGAGGAUGAAAAGGAGUCCAGUGGCGAAGAGGACGAGGAUGAGGACCCUGACGAGGACGACUUCUCGCUCACAAAGGCCAAUCUCGCAUUUGGAUACCCCAAGAACAACAUGGACACGUUGAGCGUCAAAGAGGAGCCAAAGUCUCCACUGACGAAUCCUCCCUCGCCAGCACAAGGCACUGCCAAGUCAAAGAGCACAACAGCUGCCGCAGCGGCCACCACCCCCGCCAACAAGAAGAAGGGCAACACCAAGAUCGGCUCGCCACCCGACCAGUCGGCGACAGCACCAGCAAAGCGUGGAACCAAGAACAAGGCUCCAGAGCCCCCACAACCAACCAACAGCGAUCCCAAAAAGAAGGCAAGGACCGAGUUGACACCACAGACAUCGCCACCCACAUCACCGCCACAACAGCACUCCCCACAGCAGCCAGCGGACGGCGGCGAUGAGUAUCCACUGAGCGAGGAGUCCAUCAAGACCAUUCUUAACCAAGUGAAGAAGAUCAAAUCCAAGGACCUGGUGCUGAUGUUCCGCAGUCAACUCAAGACCAACGAGCAAAAGGAAAACUUCAAGAAGUACAUUAGCAAGCUGGCCACUGUCGUCACGUCUGAAGGUGAUGUUAGGUACCUUGUGCCAAAGUAA